UUACUCUGUACGAAAUUUUAAGGAUAUUUCCCUUUAAAUUAUUUGGGUUUUAGUAAAUUUUGUCCUUCCUCGACUGUUCUUUUCACCUCCUUCUCUGGGUUUUCGAUAUUUCCAUGUUUCAUUGACUUGAGCUUUACUUUAUUAUGCUUGUUGCAGGAUUUUUCUUAUGUUUGAAGUUGAUGAAAAUGCUGUGUAAAAGCUGCCUUUUUGUCUUCCAGGAAGGAAACAGUGAUAAGAUUAGUAGAUAAGGCAAAUUCUUCGCUGCAAAUAGUAUGAUGAAUCAAGACAAUGACCAAGAGAAUAACCCUGAUCCAUCAGAAGAUUUUCUGCUGAAGCGCAAACGUGGGAGGCCGAGGAAACAUCCAAGACAUAGUCUAAGUCGGGGGGAGGAUGCUCAGACUCCAUGGAAUCAGAACCCGAACUAUGCAGAGAAUACCGGUAUCCCACCUGGAUUUCAAGGGCUGAAUGGCAACCGAUCACAUCAAGCAAAUCCUGUCAACGAUGAUGUAAUGGUUGGUCAGGCUGUUAGUGGUGUUAUCGACUCAGCAUUUGAUGCAGGAUAUUUGCUUACUGUUAGGGUUGGUGACUCUGACACAACUUUAAGGGGUGUGGUUUUCAAGCCUGGGCAUUAUGUUCCUGUUUCAGCUGAGAAUGACGUGGUUCCGAAUCUCCAAAUGAUUAGAAGAAACGAGAUUCCCUUCCCACACGAGAGGAAUGGAAUGGCUCAUCAAGUCAAUGGACCAGCUGUCACCAACCAGGUGAAACGAGCUCGGGCUUCAAAUAUUGGAGCCUUAAAAAGAAAGCACUUGCAGUCGGAGGAAACACAAUAUGUUUCUCCGCUAUUGUCCAGGGGCACGGUGGUGCCUGUUUUGCUCCAACCUGCUAGUUUAUCAAAUGGAAAAGUUGCCAGCCAACAAUUAAGCAAGCCUCCUCAUUUGGCAGCCUCUAAAGGCAAACAAGUAUCUGGAUAUUCCGAUACGGCAGAGGAAAAGUCCGUCAACCCGAUGCUAACAGUUGGAAACCAAAUAUUCCCUACUCAACCUCAAAGUAGUAACCACACCGUUCUGAAAGGCAUACAAAGUGAAACUGUUCCAUACAGUCAACUCCCAUCUGAAGGACUACAGGAUAAUGACCCUAAGUUGAUGAGUGGCAUGCCCUUUGAGAAACUAUUAACUGAAGUCAUGAAAAGAGUUCAAGUCCCCCCUCAACCACCGGAAGUCCAAGAUGGUAAUUUGUUGGUCAAAGAUUUCAGACAACAAAUGGAGGAUGAUCAUCCACUCUCUAUCGAACCACUACAAGCCGUACAACCCGCUCAUCUUUCUUCUGUGCUCAAACCUUUGGAAAAUUUCAGAACUGGCAAGAUGACCGAGCUGUUGAAGGCUGUUCAAGAAAACAUGAGGGAAAACCAAGCAUCUCGGAUCGAACAGCCAACCAUUGAUUCUGAAGAAACAGAGACAUGAUUCCAACAAGCAGUCACAAGUUUCGAGAGUCGCUAACGUUGUAGAGUGCUUUUAGUUGAAUCAAAUGGACUGCAAAAUGGUUUCAAUCCUGAAAAAGGUGUAGGAGCUAGACUUCCCUGGAGGGUUAAUCUUAAAAGUUACAAUAGGGUGCAUCAGAUUUUCCUUUGACCUUUUAGGAUCAAAGCAGCUUCCAUUACUUUGAAUAAAGCUUUUCGUUUUUCACUUUAUAGAUAUGUAGAAAAGCUAUGUUUUAUGUUACUUGAAGCUUUGUCAGAACUCAGUAUACAGGGGAACACUAGUUUCUUGUUAAA
Messenger RNA from Hibiscus syriacus, 1771 nucleotides. RefSeq lists its product as uncharacterized. The record is from RefSeq and is a predicted model, not a curated record. Lineage: Eukaryota; Viridiplantae; Streptophyta; Magnoliopsida; Malvales; Malvaceae. The coding region runs from base 273 to 1460 and encodes 395 amino acids. The transcript has 3 exons.